AUGAAAGAAGACGAGGCGUUAUCGAAUAACGAAAUCGAGUUUUCCGAAGAUCCAAAUAUUCAAGAGCUACAAUCAUGCUUCCUUAUCUUUGAUAAACUCAAAGUAGAUUAUGACAAUCUCAGUGGAUCAAUCGAAGUGCCUUUGGAAGUGGAGGAAGGGAAACAGAUAGACUUGAUACAACAAGGCGAGGAAGAACCUGUUACAACUCUAGCCACCAAGAAAGUAAGGUUUUUGUCUCCGUUGAAGUUCAAAUUCAACUUGCCGCGUGGGUACCCCACUGAUAGCCCACCUUUAAUCGACUUGAAAUGUUCCGUAUUGAAACAAGAAAAGAUUGAAGAGUUAGAGCAACUGUUGCUCCAACUAUGGAAAGACUACAAAGAUCGGGUUGUAUUUAGUCUCAUUGAUCAUUUACAAGAACAAUCACAAUCUUUUGUCGAUGAACUACUACCCUCUGUCAUUAAAGUAUCCAACUUUGAGGAGUACAAUGAUAUUCUUGCCUUUGAUGUUUAUGCUAAAGAGGAAUACUUUAGUAACCAAACAUUUACAUGCGAUAUAUGUCAGGUGGUACACAGAGGAGUAAAUUGUACACAAUUUGACAAGUGCUCACAUGUUUUUUGCAAUGAAUGUUUAGAGGGUUAUUUUACAAGCAGUAUAGUCCAAGGAGAAGUCGAUAAAGUGCAUUGUCCUGAUUACCAAUGCACAAAGGACCACUUGGCUGCUAGAGAUGAGAUUAUGAAGUUGGAAACUUGGACGAUGAAAGACACAGGAGUGAAAAACAUUGUGGAAGAAUUAUUGACACCACCAGUCUCUUCAGGAAAGCUCAAAAGGUUUCUUUCACCAGAUUUAAUACAACGGUAUCAGACAUUGUUCAAGAAAAAUCAGUUUGAAAUUAUUGGAAAGUUACUACCGAGUAGGCUUGUCAAAUGCCCGCGAAUAGGUUGCGACGAAGCAAUUUUCCGUGAAGAUUUAAAUGAAAAGUUGGUCAUGUGUCCAAGAUGCAAGUAUGCAUUUUGCAACGAUUGUCGGAAAUCGUAUCAUGCAAGGUUCAAGCCAUGUGUGAAAGUUGGCGGUGAUGAUGCAAAAUAUGGAGGCAUCCCAAUUGAUGAUUUGGAAGCCUACAAUCACAUGCCACAGGGAUCGCAUGAAAAGAAGAUUUUGAAUGCCAAGUAUGGUCGAAAUAAGAUAUUGAAAGCUAUUGAUGAAUAUCAAAUGGACAAGUUGUUCGAGCAAAUGUUGAGACAGGGUUCUGAUCUCAAGGAAUGCCCCGGGUGUGGUGCAGUUAUUGAAAAAUUUGAAGGGUGUAAUAAAAUGAAGUGCAGUGAGUGCCUCACUUGCUUUUGCUUCAAUUGUGGAACGCAAACCGAUAAUAGUUAUGAUCAUUUUACAGAUCCAAGAUCUCCUUGCUACAAGCUACUAUUUUUUGGAAUGCCUGGGAUCGAAGAUGAUGAAUGA
Molecule: messenger RNA, 1452 nt
Organism: Lodderomyces parapsilosis
Lineage: Eukaryota; Fungi; Ascomycota; Pichiomycetes; Serinales; Debaryomycetaceae
Product: RBR-type E3 ubiquitin transferase
Exons: 1
Coding region: 1-1452 (483 amino acids)
Biological process (GO): positive regulation of proteasomal ubiquitin-dependent protein catabolic process; protein polyubiquitination; ubiquitin-dependent protein catabolic process
Cellular component (GO): ubiquitin ligase complex; cytoplasm
Molecular function (GO): zinc ion binding; ubiquitin conjugating enzyme binding; ubiquitin protein ligase activity
Source: RefSeq, a predicted model, not a curated record